This is a messenger RNA of Entelurus aequoreus (snake pipefish), 2062 nucleotides long. RefSeq lists its product as uncharacterized. Bases 269 to 1192 code for a protein of 307 amino acids. The transcript has 8 exons. The record is from RefSeq and is a predicted model, not a curated record. Gene Ontology annotation, biological process: positive regulation of hippo signaling. NCBI's taxonomy places the organism in Eukaryota, Metazoa, Chordata, Actinopteri, Syngnathiformes, Syngnathidae. Gene Ontology annotation, cellular component: cell junction; plasma membrane.
UGUCAGUGCGCAUGCACACACACACCCCAUUCUGUCUCUUCCUAUAUUUCCACAUGGCGCUAUCUCCUCUGGGCAGCACAUCUACACACAUCACUGAGCGCCCAGUCGUGUAGCGCUGCUCCUUCACUAUUGAACCUCCAUUAAUGCGUCUUCAUCUUAUGGUCUCCGACUGUGGGGGAGAGGCAGCUCUUGUUUCGUUAAAGGAUGUUGCGGGAAUGACUUUGUUGUUGUGGACUGCUUGCCGGUCUACAACGAAGGGAACAUAAACAUGCAUUCCAGCUUUUACGUCCCUGACACUGCCCGCAGUCUCUCCAUGGAGGAGGACUGUGACGUGGACAUGGGUGAAGUGUUCACUGCGGGUCACUGGUGGAUGGUGGACUUGGGGAAUGGGGGCAGCAUUCGGGCCGAACGAGGCUGCAUGGUGAACAGUCGCAGCUGGGCCGAGGAGCUUCAGGAGUGUUACAGUGGAGGACAGAAGAGACUGUCCGUCAUCUCGGCCCAGAGGAAUGAGAGAGAGUCCAUCAGGCAGAAACUUGCCCUCGGCAGUUUCUAUGACGACGAACCAGUCAUCUUCACCAGCUGCAGCAAAAACGAUUCGUCCUCUCGCUUGCAAAACCUGCAGGUGUGUUUUGUCAACGACAGCAGCAGCGACAAAGACAGUGAUGCGGAGGACAGCAGGACCGAAACCAGUCUGGAUACACCCUUGUCACCUGUGAGCAAGCAGAGCUCGUCGUUAUCGGAUCGGGACACGGCGGAGGAGGACUCGGAUCCGUUAGAUGACUGCGGCGGGUUCUGGCGGGUGCAGCGAAAGCUCCAGGAGGAGGCCCGGGUGGCGCUGGCUCUGGCGAGGCCCAUGGCCAGGAUGCAGGUGGAGGUGGAAAGACAAAUCCAGCUGCACAGACGCUCACCAGUGGCAGAUUUGCUUCCCCACAUGCCUCACAUCAACGAAGGCCUGAUGAAGAGGAAUCUGAGACGAGGAGACAUGAGGGAGAUGAGUCUUGGGCAGCUCCAAGUCAUCACAAAUGACUUGCACUCGCAGAUCCAGAGUCUAAAUGAGGAGUUGGUGCAGCUUCUGCUGAUGAGGGACGAGCAGCAUGUCGAGCAGGAUGCCAUGCUGGUGGACAUCGAGGACCUCACCAGACAUGCUCACAGCCACCAGCGGCACCAGCUGGAGAAAGCCAACGCAAAAUAAAUUCCUCCUGAGUGUCCAUUUGCACGCCAUAGUACUCACUCCAUCGAUUGUUCCUUGUGUUGCCACGGAGACUCCAUCCGUGCUGUCUCUGGAGGAGAGAAGAGAGCAUAUAGUUAAAUGUUGCACCACCGGAUGUUGUCCAAGCACACAGAAAUGAAGCCCAAGGAUGGGCAGCUUUUCACUCCCAGCGGAUUAAUGAUCAUUAUUCAUCAGUGAGCUGCUGGAUUUAUUUCAUAGAAUUAAGGGAAUCUUCUUGACAUAAUUCCAUCCAGAGACCAAUGUAUUAUUCCAUUAGUUUUUAAAAGUACAUUUCAGCACAUAAUGAUAGUUUGGAAGGGAUCACUUGCACAGAAAUUCAAUGUUGCAAUAACAAAUGACGUCUGUAUACAUGCUGAUUCGCAGCUUUGCUUCAAUGUGACGCUCAGAUGCUGCAAGCAUUGCUGAGAAUUAUUAAUACACAAAACUGGAUGUAAAAAAAAUUGCUGCUAGUGCACAUUUUCUGUGAUAUUCUUCCCCCCCCCCUCCCCCCAAUACAAGUAAAACACAUGCAGGUUACAAAUGUUGUAUUGGGUUAAAAGGGAGUUGAAAGAGUAAAAACGGAUGAUGUACUGCCUCAAAAAGAAACAUGCACUGUGGUUUUUGUGAGGCUCGUUUUGUUAAAUGAAAAGUAUUCAUCAACUCUGCACUCAACAAAUAUAUACCUAUUUUAUGUGAUGAGUACAUUUAUGGACAUGAUGGAUGUCAAAGAGAGAAUUAGGAAGCCAACAUUGUUGGUCACUCAUAGUGUGUCCUUUUAACAUAUUGUCAGCUUUCUUUUUCUAUUGUGUACUGUAUAAUGAUUGUAAAGAAAUUAAACAUUUUCAAUGUGGU